This is a messenger RNA of Gracilinanus agilis (Agile Gracile Mouse Opossum), 1847 nucleotides long. RefSeq names its product gastrula zinc finger protein XlCGF8.2DB-like. Bases 1 to 1101 code for a protein of 366 amino acids. The transcript has 4 exons. Gene Ontology annotation, molecular function: DNA-binding transcription repressor activity, RNA polymerase II-specific. Gene Ontology annotation, biological process: negative regulation of transcription by RNA polymerase II. Lineage: Eukaryota; Metazoa; Chordata; Mammalia; Didelphimorphia; Didelphidae. The record is from RefSeq and is a predicted model, not a curated record.
AUGCCCCAAGGGGCGCCUGCUCCGGUAAGACCGGCCACUGGCAGCCAAGGCCGAAGGCGGGGCAGGAGACCCAGGAGGGAGGCGGAGCUCUCGGGGAGGGCCUGCGGCCUGCCGGAGGUGCCUAUGACAUUUGAUGAUGUGACUUUGUAUUUCACGGAACAAGAGUGGAGGACCUUGGAGGAGUGGCAGAAAGAGCUUUACAAGAAUGUAGUGAAGAAUAAUUAUGAGACCUUAGUCUCAUUGGGGUAUGCCAUUCCCAAACCAGACUUGAUAACCCAGAUUGAAGGAGGGGAAGAGCCAUUCAUCAGAGAUCAGGGACCUUUGAAGACACUAAAAUUGGCCAUUGGUUCUAGUGUUGGUGGGCAUCUUGGCUUGAAGAACACACAGGGGCAGCUGUUUUCUGGGAAUUCUAAAUCUUCAAAAGAGCAGGAAAACCUUCAAAAUCAGAACUCAUCUUGGCUCUUGCCAUUCCGUUGUAGUGAGUGUAACAAGGGCUUCACCCACAAGUCUCAGCUAGCCAAUCACAUUAGGGUACACAGAGAGAAAAAGCCUUUCUUCUGCACUGAGUGCAACAAGAACUAUGGCCGAAAGGACCGACUGCUCAGGCACCAGCGCCUGCACACUGGAGAGAGACCUUUCCAGUGCCCAGAGUGUGAUAAGAGCUUCCACCAGAAGGGGCAUCUUCUCAGGCAUCUGCCUAUACACACUGGGGAAAGGCCCUUUCAGUGUCCAGAGUGUGACAAAAGCUUCCGAGUGAAAGCUGACAUGAAGGCCCAUCAGCGCCGACACAGUGGGGAAAAGCCAUUCUCCUGCAGUGAGUGUGGUAAGGGCUUCACAAAGCAUUGUCAUCUCACUGAGCACAUCAGAUUGCACACUGGGGAGAGGCCCUUCCAGUGCCCAGAGUGUGACAAGAGCUUUCGCCUGAAAGCAGACAUGAAGGGUCAUCUUCGAAUACAUAGCAAGGCCAGAUCAUUCUGCUGUAGUGAGUGUGAGAAAACAUUCCCCAAGCAGUCUAAGCUCACAGCUCACAUUAAGGUACACACAAAGAAACAGCACUACAAGGGUUUGCUGUAUGGACUGAUGGAUCUUGAUUGGAGUUAAAACCCCUAGCAGACAAGGGGUGGAUAUCAAAUAUACACUCCAAGAAGAGUUACAGUGGGAAAGGACUUCAGAUAUCAUCUAACUCUACAACAUCCAUGACCAAAGGUCUUUAAACACAGGGACACCUCCAGUAAUAGGAAACUUGCUACCUCAUGAGGCAGGCCAUAUUCCAUUCUGGGAUAGCUGUGAUUGUUGCAGAGUUCUUAGAUUGCACUAGAAUCAGGGUCCGAGCCAGGUAGAAGGGAAGUUCCUUUUCCAUAAGGUAGUUCUUCAGCUAUUCAGGAACUUUGGCCAGUAAAGUUGGUGAUCACACUGAGUGAUGCUGGUUUUUGUUCAAAAAUAAGAUAAAACUGAGAAUGAGCCUUGUGUUUUCAUGUACCUCAUGAACUGGCUCUGAAGAGGUUAUCACUUCUUCAGAUGUCAUAAUACUCCACUAUUGGCAAAUCCCUUCUUUGUACUCCCUAAAAACCAAAGAAAUUCUACCAGAAAACUUGAGAGAGAACCAAGAAUAUAGACUAGUCUGCCAGGGAACAUAGUCUUCCUUCUGCCCAUCUCAAACCUGAACAGAGAAGGCACUUAGGCACUUCACAGCCUUUUAAAAUGUCUUAAAUGAAUACAGUUGCAUUUUAGGCCUUGUUUGGUGAAGUUGGUUUUGUUUUGGGAGGGGAGGUGUUUGCUUUUUUGCUGUAGUUUAUUAAUGCCACAAUAAUAAAAAACAUCUCUGAGUCUGAGGUGAUUAGCUUGUA